AUGGUUAAUUUUGACAAUAGUGACAAGGUUUUGUGGAACAAUGGAGUGCAAGCUUCUUUUCUUUCCGUUUUUGCCCCUCCUCCUUCGUUGAGAGGGUUUGGUUCGCAGAGACAAAGCCCUGGCUUCGGUUUGUUUCCAACCAGCUGGUUGGGGGGCAGCCAUGGGAGAACAGUGUUCGUUGCUGGACAUGCGUUGGAGGCCGUCGAUUUUUGUUUGGGAGGUGAGCUGCAAAUCCAGCCGCAGCAGCAGCAUUGCUGUAUCUUCCAUCAUCUUCUCUACUCGCCUUUACUUCCAGUAACCACCAAAACUGGCUCCCAUCGUUUCUCUUUGACGAAAGUGCACUUGGCUACUCGCGGCGUCCAUAAAUUGUUACGCGGACUCAGACCCUCCGACUACCAAGAUGCUAACAUCGGCAGUUCGGGUUCGGGUUCGGAUUCGGAUUCGGUUACAUAUAAGAGCCGCAACGAGUUGAAGCGCCACGCCCGCCGUGCGGUCCGCUGGGCUAUGGACCUCUCUUCCUUCUCCACCCCUCAAAUCAAACGCAUUCUCAGAGUGGCUUCUCUGGACCAAGACGUGCUGGAUGCUCUGAUUUUAGUGAAGAAAUUUGGACCUGAUGUCCGAGAAGGGAAGCGAAGGCAGUUCAAUUAUAUUGGAAAAAUGCUGCGAGAAGUGGAGCCGGAUUUGAUGGAUGCUUUAAUUCAGGCUACAAAAGACAGUGACGAAAGUAAGCUGCAAGCUUUAUCUGGUCCAGAGACAUUGAGCAUUGAUGAUAAUGAGGAGCAAGAAGAAGCGGAAGAAACUGAUUAUGAGGAGGAAGAAGAGGGUUCUCAUAUUGAUGUAGCUACCAGAUGGUUUGACGGUCUGAUCAAUAAGGACGUUCAGAUCACCAAUGAAGUAUAUUCAAUUUCGAAUGUUGAGUUUGACCGCCAGGAGAUCUUGGGUACGAAAUCCAAAUAUGAGAAGCGGUCAUUUGGCCAAAUUGUUUAACGAUUCUUCGCUUUAAAGGUAUAAUUCAUGAUUGCCUCUCUAUUCCUUAUACUCUCACUAUUUUUUUGGUACUGAUUUCUUUAUUUUUGUAAUGUUUGUUUGCUCAUCAUUUCUACAUUUUCUUUUCUUCCACAACUUUAUACACAUUUGAUGUAAUUUC
Molecule: messenger RNA, 1147 nt
Organism: Prunus dulcis (almond)
Lineage: Eukaryota; Viridiplantae; Streptophyta; Magnoliopsida; Rosales; Rosaceae
Exons: 7
Coding region: 1-987 (328 amino acids)
Source: RefSeq, a predicted model, not a curated record